Messenger RNA from Cyanistes caeruleus (blue tit), 1641 nucleotides. The record is from RefSeq and is a predicted model, not a curated record. Lineage: Eukaryota; Metazoa; Chordata; Aves; Passeriformes; Paridae.
AAGAACAGCAGUGUUAUAUGGCUCAAAAAAGUUGAAGCAUGGAAUGAUGGAAUGGUUUGGCCUGAAGAGACUUAAAGCCCAUCCAAUCCCACCUGCUGUCCAGUCUGGUCUAGGACACUUCCCUGGAUGGGCUCACAUCUCCUACAUCUGUAGAAGUUCCAGUUAUUCACAGCCCCUGUAACAGACUCUGCCCAAUGAGUAAAAAAGGAAGUGUUAUGCAAGCAACAGCUGAUUUGUGGAAACGGAACACUGAGGAUGUAACAUUGCUGAAGUGACCUCACAGCUGGGAACAACUUCUGAGAAGCUGCUACAAACAGCCAGAGGUCUUCCAGGUCUCUCCUGUCCAGCUGUUUCUUCAGUGAACCCCCCGUGUAGCAAGCACAAAUACACUUGGCUUUGCUUCAAAACUUCAGCCACAGCAGAAUGUUUAAAAAACUCACCAAAUUCCUUGUAAGUCAAAUGGAUCCAUGCAAAGAAUUGGUCCCUGUCGAGAGCAUCGCAGACAAUGAGCAUUUCAGGCCUCUCUGUCUACUGAUAGAAAGAAGAAAAUCAAACCGCAUAUUCCACUCAGCUCCCUACUACCAGAGGACAGGGUUCACACUGGAAGAUGUGCUGCUGCCUGGAGAAGAUGGUAAAUGCAUAGAGUCUCUCCAUCAAGAUUCCAGCCAAUUUACCCUCAGAAAAACCAGCGCUGACCAAGCUGAUGGAGGUCUCAGCAUUGCUUUUGACCCUGCAAGUGUUGGGCUGCAAGGAGGUGCCUCCUUGUCCAAAGAGUUUUCCAUUACACCACAGAAGAAGAGCGUAUCGCUGGAAUCACUGGAGGCACUGAGAAGAGAAAGGGAAAUCAACAUGGAUCAUUCCUUCAUCCAGCAACUACGGAGAACAGACAUCAAACUAUGUAUGGUCCUGAAUAUGGUCACUGAAAUCCUCGAAGCCUCAGAGGAGGCCGUCUACAGGGAAUCCACCAAGGCAGACGGGGGCAUCAAGGCCAAAUUUUAUGCCACGUUCUGUGCACAGGGCACCAGGGAGGACAAACAAAGCAUAGUCAUACCCAAGGGCUGCACCCUGGCCUUCAGGACCAUCCGGCUACACAUCAGAGAUGGAACAUGGGAUCUGGAUUAUUUCCCAGCAGAACCUGUGAGAAGGGCAGCUUAUGUAGCUGAUGGUCCCUCACAAGGAAAAUUAGGAGCAGUGGUGGCAGAAGUUAACUACUCCUGCCGAAUUUUCCCCGAGCUGUCUUCUGACCUGCUGGUCAUAGUCUUAAACACCAUCAAAGCUGGGAUGAGAGACAAGAACCUCCUGCAGGAGCUCAGACAGAAAAUGGAAGAAGUUCCUGAGCAAAAUUAUGGUUAUGAGCUGAAAACUGAGAGCCCACACUUAAAAGAUCUGUUCAGCACCUUACAGCACUCUCCAAGAGAUCGUCUCCUUCCGCUGGCAGAGGGAAUCACCUACGUCCUUGAUGCUUUGUAUGAGUUAAUGGACGAUCAGCUGCUGCUGCUGCUGGAAUCCUUGGAAAGGAAGAUUGUGUCCCAACAGCUGAGGCUGGUGAGAACACAAAUCACAUUUCGCUCCUUUCAAGGGGGCACGGACUAUUUUAAUUCGAACAACAUCUCCAUAGUGAUAUCACAAGUUGACAACUGA